This is a messenger RNA of Striga asiatica, 1044 nucleotides long. The record is from the annotation of a GenBank genome assembly. NCBI's taxonomy places the organism in Eukaryota, Viridiplantae, Streptophyta, Magnoliopsida, Lamiales, Orobanchaceae.
AUGGACGAGGUUACGAUGCUUAAACGUCUCAACUCGAAGCCGAUCCUGCGUUCCCGCGUGCUCGAUUGGACCCUUCUUGAGCAGGUGCACAUCAAAGAGGACGUUGAACGUCAUUUGGCCCUGCUCGACCUCGAUUACUUUGAGGGAAUGGCUCAACGGGCAUACCCGACUCUCUCUCUCGAGUUUUUCUUUACAGUUCAAAUGCACGAAGAAAUCGAUAUUAAGGACCCAAGAGGCAGUCCGGCGGGGUUUAAGGCGGACCCGCAUUGGCCACUUUUAUCCCCUUGUGCGACAUUUAAGGCGACUGGGGCAUCUUCAAGUUUCAUCUCGGAUGUGGUGCUCGGUGUGGUCCACAAGUACAUUUGCCAUACGAUUUUCGGCAAAAAGGAAUCGAACAAAGUCAGCAAGCAACAGGUGUUCAUUUUAUGGUCUUUAUCCCAAGGGAAAUCGGUGUGCAUGCUUCAGUACCUCAAGAGGGCUCUCUUCGACAUUCAGAACGAUGUGAGGCGUGGGGCAAACCUGGGACACAUAGUGGCGGAGAUUGCGGCGCAUUUCAAUGUCCAAAAUGACGAACCGUGUAUGCCGUCCGAGUGGAUCGGGGCUUCAGAACUCUACCAUACUGAGUUCAUCAUGUGUGGCCACAUUGUUCCCGUCUACGAGCGGACUUGCUAUAUCAACUACAUAAAGGCGCUGGAGACGGCGGCCACAGUCGCGGCGGCCGCAGCCGCAGGUCCGUCCCACACGACGGCGGGGACGUCCGGUGCCCCAUCUCAGACACCAAUCCAAUCUGCCGCCGACGAGGGUACAACCGCCAAUGAUGAGCCUCAUCAGGAGUCCUCUCAGCUUUCGCCUCCGAUGCCAAGGCAUACCGAUGCUUAUUCCGACGCGGCUCCUGUCUGGUUUUCCGAGUAUGAUGCUCGCUUGACGGCUUUCACCGAGCAGAACGACGCACGUUGGACGUCGUACGUAGAGUCCAACGACGUGCAUUGGACAGAGCAGACCAGACGGUGGAAUGAGUUUGUGCGGGACAAUGCGGCACACUGA